Penicillium angulare is the source of this 1605-nucleotide messenger RNA. RefSeq names its product sugar porter family MFS transporter. Gene Ontology annotation, molecular function: carbohydrate:proton symporter activity. Gene Ontology annotation, cellular component: membrane. The transcript is spliced from 10 exons. Gene Ontology annotation, biological process: carbohydrate transport; transmembrane transport. Bases 1 to 1605 code for a protein of 534 amino acids. The record is from RefSeq and is a predicted model, not a curated record. NCBI's taxonomy places the organism in Eukaryota, Fungi, Ascomycota, Eurotiomycetes, Eurotiales, Aspergillaceae.
AUGAAACCUUUCAGUACGCCCUAUUACUCGUUUAUCAUUAACCCGCUGAGAGGUCGGGGAGCUAGAUCAGCAUGGAUAGAAUAUCUGAUUACAGCUACAUGUGGAAUCGGGAACAUGCUUUUUGGAUAUGAUCAGGGAGUCAUGGGUAGCCUGCUUACUGGCCCUUCUUUCGAGGCCACCUUCCCUUCUAUAUCAAAUGGCAACACCACCCUUCAAGGCUUUACUGUUGCUGUAUAUGAGCUAGGGUGCGCAGUUGGGGCCUUGACUGUCAUAAUUAGUGGUGAUCGAUUCGGCCGGAGGCUCACCAUCAUGCUGGGCGAGCUGAUUAUUAUCAUCGGAGCUAUUCUUCAAGCCUCAUCCUUUGAUCUUGCCCAGUUAAUUGUGGGUCGCAUUGUCGCUGGAUUGGGUAAUGGAAUGGCAGCUGCCGUACUACCAACUUGGAACGGCGAGUGCUCCCGGGCCAAGACGAGAGGCCGAGCUGUCAUGUGGCAACUCAAUAUCAACCUAUUCGGCAUUGCCCUAGCAUAUUGGGUUGACUAUGGCCUCGCAGCAUCUACUCGUACCGGAAAUAAUGGUUGGGCAUGGAGAUUGCCACUGGGCUUGCAGUCCGCUUUCUCGAUUUUAACAAUAGUUCUUGCAAUGUUUCUUCCAGAGUCACCCCGAGUUCUGAUUCGAAAUGGAAAAAUUGCCGAAGCUAGCGAUGUCAUCGAUAUGCUGUCGGUGGAGGAGGAUCCUGCUACACGUGCAAAUGAAACUCGUAACACUGUCGCAAUGAUUGAGCAGACACUACAGGAAGAUAUGCAAAGUGAUUCCAGAUGGCAGGCAAUAUUCACUCAGGGCAAAUCACGAUUCUUUCAACGACUUGUGUUAUCAGCAUUCGUGAUGAUGAUGUAUCAACUUACAGGUAUUAAUCUUAUCACAUACUAUGUGCCAAUCAUAUUUCAAAAUACGUUAGGAUUGUCUCGUCAUAUGAGUUUACUUCUUUCCGGCGUUGUCGGCCUCGAAUUUUGGCUUGCAAGCUUUGCUCCAAUUCCUCUCGUCGACAGAAUGGGACGUCGACCGUUGCUUUUACUAGGGGCAGUAGGGCAGUGUAUCAGUAUGAUCGUCAUUGCCGCUACGUUGGCAUAUCCAAGUAACAAGAUAUGUGGAUAUGUCUCAAUAGUCUUCAUUUUCAUUUUCAAUACUGUCUGUGCUAUCGGCACGAACGGUUUAGCCUUCCUACUACCGGUGGAAUUGACUCCUCUGCAGACACGCGGAAAAUCAGUUGCUAUCUCCACCGGCUGCUUCUGGCUUUGCAACUUUUUCGUUGUGAUGAUAUCACCUGUGCUAAUCUCUCGCAUUAAAUAUGGAACCUACAUUUUGUGGGCAUGUACAAACCUGUGCUUCAUUCCCAUGAUUUACUUCUUAUUACCGGAGACUUGCAAAGCUGCUCUAGAAGACAUUGAUGUCAUGUUCGAAACUAACCCAACCUGGCUCAUUGGUCCAAUAUCGAAAAGGAAACUGGCUGAUAUCACGAAGGCUAGGUCUGAGCAGAGUAACUUGGGGAUGGAUGGGAAGGAGAGCACUACUACGGUGAAUAUGGUGGAAAAUACAUCGGCCGAAUAG